CCUUGCUACUAUGGAUAAUGAUUGGCGCGAUUGCAUUAAUAUUGAUCAGCAUUUGCAUAUGAUGACAAUCAAAGCUAAUAUAUCGCACUUCGUUUCAAAUGCUAUAUUGAGCUUUUCUGCGUUUGUUGCCGUAUUUUACAUUUUAGGCGAAUACGCAAUUCGUUUCUUAUUUCUAAGCGAAUACAAUAAUACUGAACGGCAACUUCCUGUAAAGAUACAAUUACCCUUUGACUCACAACAAUCGCCGAUAUUUGAGUUUAUCGUUGUAGCACUAUUUUUACAUGUGCUGUUACAAAUCUGCAUGUUUUGUACUCUAAAUGGAUUGAUUCUUACUUUGGUAUUACAUGUUAGCGGACAAAUCGAUAUAAUGUGUCAUGAGUUUAGAAAUAUUUCCAAGAGUGCUCUUCUUCAUAAAUCUACGAUAUCUUUAUUUCAAGUGCAGAUCGAGAGGCACAACAGAAUUAUUUCCUUUUCUGAAAAUGUACAGAAACUCUUCUCUUUCAUUGCACUGAUGCAAGUUGUUUACAGCACCUUGGUCAUUUGCUGUCUAGGAUUUUUUAUAAUAAUUUCUAUUCAUAACGAAAGUGGUAUUUUGGUAUUAGUGAAAACCAUUCUUGCUUAUCUUGCUAUAAUGGUUGAAUCCUUCAUCAUUUGCUUUGCCGGGGAAUAUCUGAGUUCCAAAGGUAAACUAAUUGCCAAUGCAACAUACGACACGCUGUGGUAUGAUAUGCCAUCACAUCAUAGUAAAAUUAUAAUAUUCAUAAUAAUGAGAUCUCAGAAACGAUUGGCAAUCACGGCAGGGAAAAUGAUGGAUAUGUCAUUCGAAGCUUUCUCGAGUAUCGUGAAGGCAUCAGCAUCAUAUAUCUCUGUCUUGAAUGCUAUGUAUUGAUAUUAUUAUAAAGGUAGUUGCUGAAAUUGUAGUGUAACAAAUUCAAGAUUAGAUAAAUAUGACAAACGUAUUAAGAAUAAAUGAAGAGUUAGUGAAUUGUUAACAAAAUAUAACGAUCAUUUAUCUUCUUAUAUUUAUGAGUGUA
Messenger RNA from Vollenhovia emeryi, 1034 nucleotides. Its product is annotated as odorant receptor 22c-like. The transcript is spliced from 5 exons. Lineage: Eukaryota; Metazoa; Arthropoda; Insecta; Hymenoptera; Formicidae. Gene Ontology annotation, biological process: detection of chemical stimulus involved in sensory perception of smell; sensory perception of smell. Gene Ontology annotation, molecular function: olfactory receptor activity; odorant binding. Gene Ontology annotation, cellular component: plasma membrane. The record is from RefSeq and is a predicted model, not a curated record. The coding region runs from base 11 to 889 and encodes 292 amino acids.